AUGAUCUCUACCAGUUAUGGUGAUGAUGAACAGACUGUCCUGUGUGCUUAUGCGAUCCACGUUUGCACUGGUAUGGCAGCUCUUGGUGCUUGCAGAGUCUCUUUGUUGUUCUCCUCUGGUGAUUGUGGCAUUGGUGAUACGAAUAGUAACCCUGCCAUGCAGGUGUUGAGUGAUCUCUUUAAUCAAGGAGCACAGCAGCCAAUUUUGACCAAAAGUGUGACUUCUGUUGGUGGUGUUGUCAGCAUCCCAGAGAUUGCUGUUCCAUUCUCCAGUGGUGGAUUCAGCAAUUAUUUUGCUCAUCCUGUGUACCAGGAGGCUGCUGUCUCUGCAUACUUGGUGAUGCUUGCUCCUCACACCUACGAAGUUGACCUACUAUCUCCAGCACCGGAUGUGCAUCUCCUGAUGUGGCAGCACAAUCAGACUAUUUCUCUACUAUUUUUCAAGGCUCCUCUUGGCUUUCUGAAUCCAUUCUUAUAUUCCAUUGGCUACAUGGCAUUAAAUGACAUCACUGAUGGGAAUAACCCAGGAUGCGGAACUCUGGGAUUCAAUGCCACUGUUGGAUGGGAUCCUGUCACUGGAUACAGCACACCCAACUUCAAGAAAUUGAAGGACUUGGUCUUGGCCAUGCCUUGA
Molecule: messenger RNA, 633 nt
Organism: Suillus subaureus
Lineage: Eukaryota; Fungi; Basidiomycota; Agaricomycetes; Boletales; Suillaceae
Product: peptidase S8/S53 domain-containing protein
Exons: 8
Coding region: 1-633 (210 amino acids)
Biological process (GO): proteolysis
Molecular function (GO): serine-type endopeptidase activity; tripeptidyl-peptidase activity
Source: RefSeq, a predicted model, not a curated record